Messenger RNA from Ceutorhynchus assimilis (cabbage seed weevil), 2289 nucleotides. NCBI's taxonomy places the organism in Eukaryota, Metazoa, Arthropoda, Insecta, Coleoptera, Curculionidae. The record is from the annotation of a GenBank genome assembly.
UUUUCCUUAAAAAUAGUUGAGUUUAGACCCCAUGUUGUUUAAACUUUUUUUGUUCAAAAUGGGCCAUAUUUUCACGUGUUGAAAUUUUUGUAGUCAAACCUGAUAGGUAUCUAAUCAUAAUAUUUAACUAUUUUUUGUAGAUUUUACCUGCGUAAGUCAGCACAUAGCAAAAAAUGGAUAAUCUUCCUAGAAGGAGGAUGGUAUUGCUAUGACCAUCAUAGCUGCAGAAAUCGAUGGAUAAAGCAGCGCCAUUAUAUGACGUCAUCAAAUUGGCCAGAAACUAAAGACGUUAGUGGCAUACUUUCACCAAAUAUGCAAGAAAAUCCUUAUUGGUGGAGCGCCAAUCAUGUAUUCGUGCCAUAUUGCACCAGUGACUCUUGGAGUGGAUCUAAGAAAUCAGAUAAACAAGGUACAUUUAGCUUCAUGGGAUCUUCAAUAGUACUACAAGUGGUGAGAGAUCUAAUUCCUUUGGGACUUGAAAACAGUACCGACCUAAUGCUUGCAGGUAGUAGCGCUGGAGGUACCGGUGUGAUGCUCAAUCUUGACUUUGUGGAAGAAUUGCUACAUGAACAAAUGCACCUAAGAAAGAUUCGAGUUAAAGGCGUAACUGAUUCCGGCUGGUUUCUGGACAGAACGCCUUUUGCUCCUACAAAUAAACCUGCUGUUGAUGCUAUAAGAAAAGGAAUGGAUUUAUGGCAAGGAAGAGUACCUAGAAGGUGUCGUGAACAAUACUUAGAUGAACCUUGGAGAUGUUAUUUUGGGUACAGAAUUUAUCCAACCCUUAAAACUCAAAUUUUCGUAUUCCAAUGGCUCUUUGACGAAGCACAAAUGGACGCUGACAAUGUCGGUGCUCCAGUAACAAAGCAACAAUGGGAUUACAUUCACAAAAUGGGUGAUGCUUUAAGGCAUAGCUUUCAGAAUGUUUCAGCUGUUUUUGCCCCCUCCUGUAUAUCUCAUGCAGUUCUUACGAAAAAAGAAUGGCAGGAAGUUAAAAUUGAUGACAUUUCUAUUGCUGAUGCUUUACAUUGUUGGGAACAAAAAGCGAAUAGAAAGAGAAUCAAACGACGGAAAAACAAUAAACGCAAAAAGUCCAGAAAGCAAAACUCAAACCCAGUGAAAAAUUCAGACAAUAGUCUGGUAACAAAUACUAGGCAAAAUACUACAACUAAAGCUAUUGAUGCUGUAAAUAAUGACAAAAAGAAAAAUAGGAAUCAAAGGAAAAAUAAAAGAAAAAAUCACAGAGAUCAACGCUCAAACAAGAGAAGAGCUAACCAGAUUAGGACAGCCAAUACUGUUCCAACAAACACCAAUUUGAAUUACAUCAACAAUCAAACUCAAAGAAAUCCAUUGCAGAAGCAACGACGAUCGUAUAAUAAACAUUGUGUACAUAGAAGAUUGGAACGGUGUUCUUGGCCACAAUGUAACCACUCAUGCCCAAAACUUCACAAUCCAUUUACUGGAGAAGAAAUGGACUUUUUGGAACUCUUAAAAUCUUUCGGUUUGGAUAUGGAAAGUGUUGCCAAUGCUUUAGGAGUAGAUAUGAAUACACUUAACAACAUGGACCAGGGACAUCUACUCAAUUUACUCACCCAACAAGCAAAUUAAACUGUUUUAUUCAAAUUUUAGUACGUUAGUGUGUUAUAGCCCAGUGACUUUUGCUUUAAGCAAUAUAAAGGUUUUGUAAGAACCUUUGCGUAUUUAAGUUAAUAAGCUUAGAAAAUAUAUGAUUAAAUCAAUAGCCAUCAUCUAUUAAAUGAUGAAAAAGUAUUCUUAUCUGGAUACUUUAUUCCUAUCAGUAUUUAUCAGCUAAAUGGUCAUUUUGUAUGUAUGUAAAAUACUCUGUAAAUAGAAAUCGUAAUAAGUAUUCCAAUCAAUCUCACACGUGAAGUGUUCUAACAGAUGUAAAACAAGAAAGUAAAUAAAUGUACCUCUAAGAUUAUUAUUAGGUAGUCAUUGUGUAAAUAAUAUUUAAUUUUUUAUAGUUGUAGAUGAUUUAACUGUAUAUAUCAAUUGAUUAUUUAUUUGUCUCUAUUUUGUACAUGUGUUUAAAACAUUUUUUUUCAGUUAUGUUGCUGAAUCGCCCAGUAUUUCGAUGUCUAUUUUCAAGAAAUAAUAUUUAAGUGUUUGUUUGCUCAAAUUGAAAAAAGGGCGAUUUUUAUGUUUAUUUGUUUAAGUUUAACCCAAAGACGUUGUUUGCUCUGUUUUUAAUGCAAUAGGACUGAUUUUCGUUCUACCUCAUUUGUGAAUAUUUAGUUUGUAAGUUACAUACUAUUAAAUUUUUAAAAAUAA